UUUCGCGGGAAGCUCCACCUUUUCCUUCUGGGCCGAGAAGCCGGCGCCUUCCGUCGAGCCGCCAUCGCCGCCGCAAGAUGAAGAUCUGGAGCUCAGAACACGAAUUCGGGCAUCCAUGGGAUACUGUAAUAAAAGCUGCGAUGAGAAAAUAUCCCAAUCCUAUGAAUCCAUCAGUGGUAGGAGUUGAUGUCCUGGACCGAAGCCUUGAUAAUCAAGGAAGAUUACAUAGUCACCGAUUACUUAGUACAGAAUGGGGCCUACCAAAUAUUGUAAAAGCUAUUCUGGGAACAAAUAGAACUGUCACAUACAUUAAAGAACAUUCUGUGGUUGAUCCAGUGGAAAAGAAAAUGGUACUGAGCUCCACAAAUAUAACGCUUACAAAUCUUGUAUCAGUGGACGAACGAUUAGUCUAUACGCCUCAUCCUGAAAACCCUGAAAAAACUCUCCUAACUCAAGAAGCAAUUAUUACAGUAAAAGGAGUUAGCCUCAGUAGUUACUUGGAAACUUUAAUGGCCAAUACAAUAUCGUCUAAUGCUAGAAAGGGGCGUGAAGCUUUAGAAUGGGUGAUUGGUGAACUAACUUCAACACGAGACAGUAUGAAGUCAACAAUGGCAGCUGCUUCAAUGGAAAACUGAUGAACUGUCACAAUCUUUAUUUUUCCAUUGGAUUUUUAAUUAUUGUUGCCGAGGCAAAUACUCCAUAGUUUUUUGAUACACAAAUCCAGGCAGGCAGGAAGAGUGAGAGAGAGAGUGUUAAUUUAUAAUCAGUUUUACAGGACACACUUUUUUUCCCCUUAACACUGAAAUAUUUUGGGGACCCACUGCAUUAUAAUUAAGCUUAUUUUUGUAUUUUUACAUGGCUUCAAGCUAUAGUUACAUAACUUCCCCCCAGGAUGGUAACUUAAAAUUUCAGCUAUUUAAAUGGAUUUCAAGCUGUCAGAGUAGUUGAAGAUCAGACUACCAAGCUGUGUUUUGAUAAAGAGCUAUGAGAAUACACUUUUGAAUUUGCUGCUCUUUUUGCUGCUUGAAUUUUUACCUUUUUUUAAAAAGACAGUUGUAGUUCUAUGGUGAAAUACAUAGGUACAAAAAAAAUGGAGAUUCUGUCAACCUCUGAUGGCUACUUAUUUGCGGGGGUGAUGAGUGGUAUGAUAGUCCAGAACAGUGUUUUUCAAACUUGGCAACUUUAAGAUGUGUGGACUUCAACUCCCAGAA
Python bivittatus (Burmese python) is the source of this 1211-nucleotide messenger RNA. It is a transcript of the gene PRELID3A, whose product is annotated as PRELI domain containing 3A. Gene Ontology annotation, cellular component: mitochondrial intermembrane space. Lineage: Eukaryota; Metazoa; Chordata; Lepidosauria; Squamata; Pythonidae. The record is from RefSeq and is a predicted model, not a curated record.